Pseudozyma hubeiensis SY62 is the source of this 660-nucleotide messenger RNA. RefSeq lists its product as hypothetical. The transcript has 2 exons. The record is from RefSeq and is a predicted model, not a curated record. Bases 1 to 660 code for a protein of 219 amino acids. Lineage: Eukaryota; Fungi; Basidiomycota; Ustilaginomycetes; Ustilaginales; Ustilaginaceae.
AUGUGCAUGAGACGCUGCUGUCGGAAAGGGUUGGUCGGAUCGGGCGAUGCGAGUGUGCUGAUCGUUGGCUACGAAAAUCGGAAGCUAUGUCUUGAGACACUAGCGCCACUUUCUCUCCUCGUCAACCAUGCCCUUCGCAGAUCGACUCUGGCGAUCCUCGCCCCGCACAACCAUGGACACACAAACACCCGUCGCGUCCACCUCUUCCCAUACGACAGCGCCACCACCAUCAACAUCACUCGCUUCGUCGUCAGCACCCCGCACCCCCUCGCUUCGCCGACGUUUCACUUUUGGGCGUACCGCCAAACUGCAUCCUACCACAGAAACGCACGCCGAUCUUCUCUACCCGACACAAGAGCUUCAAGCAGGCGCCACAAUCGGCAGACCACCCCGCUCUUCCGUCUCGGACGACCACAGCAUUGGUCGUGCACCAUCACGCACUCCGAGUCUUACUGUUCCAGCGUUCAAGCUCCCUUCUGCCAACAAUUCUCGGGACAAUUCUCGGGCACACUCACCGCUUCCCGCAGGCGUCUCUUCGCCAGUCGUUGCUCCUUCUUCUUCGUCUCUUACGCCCUCCGUCAACCAGUACGACAGGCUGUUCGGUCUGCCAAGUACAUCUGCUUGCGUCUCCUCGCGUCUCUCGCCUACACCCCUCGAUAG